AUCCUGCACACAUAGAAUAACAGAUGUUAUUAAACAGGUCUGUAAACAUGGCAUAUCUAAUUACAGAGGCCGUUGCCAUUCCAUUCGUUUUCGCUAGUUCGGUAAACAAAAGUAUUGGUCUUAAGUGUUCAAAUAAGAUCAAAUCCUUAGAACCAAUACUAACCUGGACCAUCGAAUAGCCUUGUUUAAAUACGGCUAACAAUGUGAGUUAAGGGAUUAUUUAUGCCGUCGACCUAAUAAUAUCACGACACAAAGUCAUAUCCUCCUCUUCCUAUAUCAAACUAUGUCCUUCACUCCUGGCGAAUAAGCCUUAGGGCAACUAACGACAACACAGCAGUUAAUAUCUGAGCAAUUAAAAUUUUAUGUGGCGUUACUAGAAAAUGUUCCAACAUUUUAGCAUUAAUGUUAGCCAGAAUGUAGCUCCCGUCACAAGACUGGCUCGCUGUUUGUAGGAAAAAUUUAAGUAACAUUGUUAAUUUGAUCUAGUUAACCAAAAUAAUAAACUUUUAGUAAGUUCUCAUAAUACCACUUUCGGGAUUUACGAUCCGUAAUAUAUAUAGUGUACGGUGACGUUAACUUGUACAGGCCUGCUCGGGACCUGUGAUCGUUGCUAACUAGCAUAAAUAGCUAACAGUGGCGAAUAUUCACUUUGCGAAUAACCAGUGCACAAAUCCUCAUGUCCUAUCAGUAUAAAAACGCGAUAGGCGUGCAAUGUUAUUUAAAGCCGUCUGCCUUACCUUUAUUUUUAACUGACCAAUCUUUGUAGCGGUGAUUGUAAGGUGUAGCUAUUGAUUUUAGCUGACUACGAAAAAGCCCUGACAAGCCAGUGUCCAAGAUGGCCCCCGCUCUAUAUGAACCCGCCCCCUGUCGACAGAAUCAGAUUUUUGACUAUUUUCAGGGCCUCUUAAAAUUGGUUUGAAGUUGUUAUUAAUAGUUGUACUGAGCAUUUGCAAGGGAAAAAUAUGACAAUUUAUAGUAAAAACUAAAACAAACAAAAAAAAAAAAACAUACAUUGCAGAACUUGAUCAAUUCUUCUAGGCAUGUUGUCUUAGAUAGAUGUUGUUAUCAUAGACCGUAUGUGGAUCACAUUGGCUAGAGUAUUUAUGAUCGCCAUACACUUUUUUCAUGUUUUAUUUCUUACACUGUUAUCACGUAGCAAAACUAGGAGUCUCAAAAAUCAACAGACUUAACGAUUACCCAAUAUAAUUUAAACUUUGUUGAAUAGGCUAUGUAUAUUUUAAGAUAAUAGGGUUUUAGGGUUGAAAUUAAAGUACACCUCUGCUAUUUGUGAUGCUUCCACUAUCACACACAUUAAGAGCUAGAACUCAGUCCCUCAUUACUACACUAUUUCAUGUUACCUUCAGUGAGUCUGUGACAAAUCACCCUUAAAAGGUGGAAGUAAUCAUCAAAGCUAAGUUCAGAUUGAAACAUUUAGUUGCAACAUAUUUUAUAGCCCUAUAUUUUAAAAGAUGGCCUUUAAUGAAUUAUUGCCUACAGCAAAAACUUCUAUAUAUGCUACAGCUCUUUGAAUAUUAAGUUUUAAGGCUCAAACUUCAGCCUUUGUAUUUCUCUUUUUCUGUUUUCUGAUUGUUUUGGUUGUAGUAAAAUUUUGUGGAAAGUUUUGACUACCCAAAAAUAAAUGGAUAAAGACCAGUGACUGCAAUACAUGUAAGAAAGGUAAGAGGAAGUUAGUCAAUUUACCCCAACCCACUCAUCAAGAAGACACAUAUGACAACCUAUACUGUGUACGAGUCAGUGGGCAUGGCAGAGUCUGAUAAUGUCACAGACUAUGACCUGUAUGACUAUAGCUGUCAGACAGAGGAGAAGGCCAUGCAGCACUUCCAUGCCGUGUUCCUGCCUGUGUUCUACAGCCUGCUAUUUGUGCUGGGUGUUGCAGCCAACGGCCUCAUGAUCACGGUUCUCCUGAGACGUCGGCACUUCCUCCGCAUCACUGAGAUUUACCUUCUGCAUCUGGCCGUGGCCGACCUCAUGUUGCUCUUUACAUUUCCAUUUGAUGCGGCUGAUGCUGUGACUGGAUGGAUGUUUGGCAAGUUUAUGUGCAAGUUAACAGGAUUGUUGAAAAACAUAAACCAUCUGUGUGGAAGCUUCCUUCUUGCUUGCAUUGGAUUCGAUCGAUAUUUGGCUAUUGUUCAUGCCAUUUCUAGUAUCCAAAUUCGACAGCCCAAAACAGUACAUCUCAUUUGCAUUUUGCUAUGGAUGGUUUGUUUGGGGUUCUCAGUUCCAAAUAUAGUCUUUUUGACAGUGAUAAGGGAUGAAACAAAUGUAACAAACCUUUUUUGUUUUUAUUAUGGGUAUGGAAUCCAUGCAAACAACUGGCUUCACACUAACAGAGUUCUAAAUCAUCUGUGCUUUUUUGUGUCACUGGCUGUUAUGGCUUACUGUUACAUUGCUAUAGUGGGCACUUUGUACAAAAGUCAAAAGAAUCAGGCUAAACAAGGCGCAAUUCGACUAGCUUUACUCAUAACCUUUGUGUUUUGUCUCUGUUGGCUUCCUUACAAUAUUACAUUAUUGAUGAAUACUUUGGUGGAACUACAAUUAAUUCAAAAUGUUACCUGUAAUUAUUACACAUCACUGAACUCUGCUUUAGAGGUGACACAAUGCCUUGGCAAUUUCCACUGCUGUCUGAACCCUUUUCUUUAUGCUUUUGUUGGGGUGCGCUUCCGAAAUGAACUUAUUCAGUUACUCUGUGAGCUUGGUUGUGGUCGGGUGUGUCUGCCAUUAAUGACCAUGCGGAAUAACAAUCAACCAUCCAUUUCAGAGGGUGCAAUAACCACAAGCACCUACUGAGAGAAAUACUUGCAAUGCUUGUAAAUGUGCCGAAUGUCCUACUUUUGAAAUGUGUUUCAUUGCAUUGUACAUUACAUUGUGGUUUUAAUGUGAUACUGAUAUCAGAAUUUCUUGUGAAAACAUGAUCUAAAGACGCAAUAAAGUAAUUAUGUAAUUUGCUUAAUAUUGAUAUAUUUUCAAGAGAUGAAAACCCAAAAUAAAGUCAGUUCAGA
This is a messenger RNA of Boleophthalmus pectinirostris (great blue-spotted mudskipper), 3020 nucleotides long. Its product is annotated as C-X-C chemokine receptor type 5. The record is from RefSeq and is a predicted model, not a curated record. Gene Ontology annotation, biological process: immune response; chemotaxis; G protein-coupled receptor signaling pathway. The transcript is spliced from 2 exons. Gene Ontology annotation, cellular component: membrane. Bases 1729 to 2808 code for a protein of 359 amino acids. NCBI's taxonomy places the organism in Eukaryota, Metazoa, Chordata, Actinopteri, Gobiiformes, Gobiidae. Gene Ontology annotation, molecular function: chemokine receptor activity.